AUGGCACAGGUGGAAUUCCGGCACACCUCUGCGGUGACAGCUCUCAUCACUCAAGGAAGAGGUGAAGGGCAUCAAUAUUUGAAGUCCCUAACAAUGAAAACAAGUCUUGACGGAUCCAACUGGGAAACUGUCACUGAUGAGUCAGGAAACAUAAAGGUUUAUGAAGCAAACAACGACGGUACAACACUUGUGAAUCGAACUGUGAAUGAGAAGAUCCUGGCAAAAUUCAUUCGCAUCCAUCCAGAAACUUGGUAUGAUUGGCCAUCCUUUAGUAUGGAGAUUCUUGGGUAUUCACGUAGGACCUGCUGGAUUGGGAAAGCUGGUGUUACGACCGAAGACCUUCCUGUACUUCACCAGACGUUCGCUCUAAACAAUGGGAUAUGUGGGGAAGAGUGCCACAAAUACCAGUCGUGUGGUAGUUUUAUGUUUGACUUCGAUAAUGGAGAAUGUCACCUAUACUCCAUUCAGACAUUCAACGUUACGACAACUCGGUCAGCCUCUCUGGGAAGAAAAGUUUAUUUCGUGAAUAAACCUGAUUGUAUUCUUUGA
Messenger RNA from Ylistrum balloti, 549 nucleotides. Its product is annotated as discoidin-2-like. The coding region runs from base 1 to 549 and encodes 182 amino acids. The transcript has 3 exons. The record is from RefSeq and is a predicted model, not a curated record. NCBI's taxonomy places the organism in Eukaryota, Metazoa, Mollusca, Bivalvia, Pectinida, Pectinidae.